Polypterus senegalus (gray bichir) is the source of this 2202-nucleotide messenger RNA. Its product is annotated as cytochrome P450 2C8-like. Gene Ontology annotation, cellular component: cytoplasm; intracellular membrane-bounded organelle. NCBI's taxonomy places the organism in Eukaryota, Metazoa, Chordata, Cladistia, Polypteriformes, Polypteridae. Gene Ontology annotation, biological process: xenobiotic metabolic process. The coding region runs from base 43 to 1521 and encodes 492 amino acids. The transcript has 9 exons. Gene Ontology annotation, molecular function: heme binding; oxidoreductase activity, acting on paired donors, with incorporation or reduction of molecular oxygen, reduced flavin or flavoprotein as one donor, and incorporation of one atom of oxygen; iron ion binding. The record is from RefSeq and is a predicted model, not a curated record.
UCCCUCCUCAAACACGAGAUUAUUUUUAUUGCGUAUUCAAACAUGGAGCUCGCCUGCACGCUAAUUCUGGGUUUGAUCGUCGUGGGUCUGCUGUUCUUGUUUGUCCAGAGGGAGUCGGCUCGUUACGCUAAAAUGCCCCCCGGACCGACCCCACUCCCUUUAAUCGGUAACUUACUGCAGGUGAACGGCAAAACUCCACAUGAGAGUUUUAUAAAGAUGAGCGAGACCUAUGGACCCGUGAUGACGGUGCACAUGGGUUCCCAGCGUGUGGUGGUUCUGGUCGGCUACGACGCGGUGCAGGAGGCGCUGGUGCAGCAGGCUGACGUGUUUGCCGGGAGGGCUGUAUCGCCGCUGUUUAUGAGAAUCACCGGGGAUUUUGGGUUGUUCCUAAGCAAUGGAGAUCGCUGGAAACAACUUCGCCGCUUCUCAAUUUCCACACUGCGGGAUUUUGGAAUGGGAAAGCGCAGCAUUGAAGAGUGGAUACAAGAGGAAGCUAAACACCUCAUUGAGGAAUUCAGAAAAACCAAAGGUUCUCUUUGUGAUCCUACCAUAAUUUUGGGCCGUGCUGUAUCCAAUAUCAUCUGCUCCAUUGUCUUUGGUCAGCGAUUUGAGUAUGAGGAUAAGCAGUUUAUACAUCUGAUAUCGCUCCUUAAUCACAAUAUGCGUUUAGUCAGCACCACCUUCGCACAGUUGUAUACCAUAUUUCCUGUGCUCAUGGAUUUAAUGCCUGGACUUUACAAGCAGAUCUUAAAGAUUGCAAACAAAAUCAAAGAAUUUACCUCAGAAAUGAUUCAGAAUCAUAAAGAGACACUGGACAGUGACAGCCCACGGGAUUACAUAGACAGCUUUCUCAUCAGAAUGAAGCAGGAGAGUGACAAUUCUGCCACAGAGUUCCACUUUGAAAACCUGAAUAGCACAGUUUUAAAUCUCUUUACGGCAGGAACAGAGACCACCAGUACAACUCUACGAUAUGGACUGCUGAUACUCAUGAAAUACCUUCAUAUCCAGGAAAAGGUCCAGAAGGAGAUUGAUGAUGUGAUUGGACGAGACCGUGCCCCUGUCAUGGAGGACCGCAGGAAAAUGCCAUACACUGAUGCUGUCCUUCACGAAAUCCAGAGGUUCAUUGACCUUGUCCCUUUAAAUGUUUUACAUGAAACAACAAAGGACACUGUCUUCAGAGGCUACUCUAUCCCUGAAGGUACAGUGGUGAUUCCUGUCCUUCAUUCAGUUCUGUUUGACAAGACCAAGUGGGAAACUCCUGACUCCUUCAACCCUGGUCACUUCCUGGAUGAAAAUGGCUGCUUCAAACUGAAUCCAGCUUUCAUGCCUUUUUCCGCAGGAAAGCGUAUCUGUGUAGGAGAGGGUCUGGCCAAGAUGGAGAUCUUCUUGUUCUUCUGCUCUCUGCUGCAGAAUUUCUCUUUUCGCUCCAAGGAGGAUCCUAUGAAUAUUAACUUGAGGCCAACUCCCUCCGCCUUUGUUGUAAGUCCCCAGGCAUACGAGCUAAUGGCCAUCCCACGAUAGCAAGAGAGUGAUGGAAGAACUAAGAGAUGCUUGAAGUAUAGCAAGUUCAACAAUUUCCGAUCAUAUUUAUGCUAAUUUAAAAUACUAGCUGAUUUCAAUCUUAUAAUAACUUUGAAUUAGUUUUAAUAAGAAAGUGUCCCAAAAUGACUACUACAAUUUAAAAUGAAUUUGUUAUUAUCCAUUAAAGGUUUCAUUAUUAGAAAUGGUUCAAGCAAAUUCCUAUUCUUUACUAAGAUCUAAGAUUUUAUUACAAAUGACAAAGAGAGGCAUUACUCUCUAUCCACUCACUUUUUGAAAUAAUCCUUAUUCCAUUUCUGGGUUGUUGAGAUGGGUGGUUCCUGUUAGUGUUAAGUACAAGGUAGGAACCCACCACCAUUACCACAUCAGUUUACUGCAUGGCACCCUCGCUCGCACAUUCACACUCAAAUACAUGGUAGGAAGUUAUUUUAGAAUGUAAGGUAUUGGCCUUUACACCCAAAGACAGUUGGUCCAGUUCUCACCUCCAACUCACUGUAUGCCCAUCCUGAGUAAAUCUCUUUAACUACCUGUACCCUUAACUAUGGAAAAAAGUGAAAAGAGCUUUGUGUUGGUGCAUCACUAUGGAAAAACACUAUACAGUGAUCCCUCGCUAUAUCACGCUUCGACUUUUGCGGCUUCACUCUAUCGCGAUUUUUUCUCAUA